Messenger RNA from Gekko japonicus, 2885 nucleotides. It is a transcript of the gene SLC38A7, whose product is annotated as solute carrier family 38 member 7. Gene Ontology annotation, biological process: amino acid transmembrane transport. Gene Ontology annotation, molecular function: L-glutamine transmembrane transporter activity; L-asparagine transmembrane transporter activity; L-serine transmembrane transporter activity. The transcript is spliced from 11 exons. Bases 199 to 1581 code for a protein of 460 amino acids. Lineage: Eukaryota; Metazoa; Chordata; Lepidosauria; Squamata; Gekkonidae. The record is from RefSeq and is a predicted model, not a curated record.
GUAGCUUCGGGAGCCGGUGUGGAGAAGGAGCACUGCCCCCUGGGCCCCAAACUCAGUUGGGCAGCCUCAUCUGACCCCAGCAUGCCUGUCCGGGAUGCCAAGCUCUUUUAUCCUUCAGAGUAAUGCUUUGGGUUUCUCUGGGCAUGCAACUUGGAACAGGUUUGGUUUGGGUCUGAGUGUUGCUUUCCUGGUGAAGCCAUGGCCCACGGCAACAUGGGGAUCAACAGCGAAUAUGGAGACUGGUCCUGGAGCGCAGAUGCCGGUGAGCGGGCCAGGCUGCUGCAGAGCCCUUGCGUGGAGGUGGGACCCAGAAGUGCUGAGGAACAAGGGCCUGCAGCGACCUCGAUCCUUGGGGCCAUCUUCAUUGUGGUGAAUGCCGCCCUUGGGGCUGGGCUCCUCAACUUCCCGGCAGCUUUCAGCAUGGCGGGCGGCGUGGUGGCAGGCAUUGCCGUGCAGAUGUGCAUGCUGGUCUUCAUCACUGGUGGCCUGGUUAUCCUGGCCUACUGCUCCCAGGCUAGCAAUGAGUCCACGUACCAGGAAGUGGUGUGGGCUGUGUGUGGGAAGGUUACGGGGAUCCUGUGCGAGGUGGCCAUCGCCGUCUACACAUUCGGCACCUGCAUUGCCUUCCUCAUCAUCAUCGGGGAUCAGCAGGAUAAAAUCAUUGCGGCACUGAUGACGGAACCCUCCGGAGCAGAGAGCAGCCACUGGUACACGGACCGCAAGUUCACCAUCAGCAUCACGGCCUUCCUGCUCAUCCUUCCCCUUUCGGUUCCUAAGGAGAUUGGGUUCCAGAAAUAUGCCAGCUGCUUGAGUGUGAUCGGGACCUGGUAUGUCACCGCCGUCAUCAUUGUCAAAUACAUCUGGCCGGAUCCAGAGGUCAUCCCAGGGGAAAUCCCAACCAGCCCCUCCUCCUGGAUGUCUGUGUUCAAUGCUAUGCCCACCAUUUGCUUUGGCUUCCAGUGCCAUGUCAGCAGUGUGCCCGUCUUCAACAGCAUGAAACAACCGGAACUGAAGCCCUGGGGAGCAGUAGUGACAGCUGCCAUGAUCAUUGCCCUUUUUGUCUACACAGGCACAGGAGUCUGUGGUUUCCUCACCUUUGGUUCUGGUGUAGAACAGGAUGUGCUCCUCUCCUACCCCUCCAAUGACAUUCCAGUUGCCAUAGCACGAGCCUUCAUCAUUGUCUGUGUUUUGACGUCCUACCCCAUCCUGCACUUCUGUGGCAGGGCUGUCCUGGAAGGUCUUUGGCUGCGCUACAAGGGAGAGACUGUGGAAGAAGACGUGGUGCGAGAAAGACGCCGCCGCCUGCUCCAGACAGUUACCUGGUUCCUUCUUACUCUCCUCCUUGCCUUGUUCAUUCCCGAUAUCGGCAGAGUCAUCUCUCUCAUUGGUGGGCUGGCUGCCUGCUUCAUCUUUGUCUUCCCAGGGCUCUGCCUCAUCCACACUAAGCUCUCUGAAAUUCAAGAAGCCAGACCAGCAAGCUGGUGGGCCUUGGUCAGCUACGGAAUCUUUAUGGUUACUCUUGGAGCAUUUAUCUUCGGACAGACCACUACCCAUGCUGUCUUCGUGGACCUCACAAAGUGAUCCCUUCAACUCCACCCUCAGAAGAUGAGUGCUCCCUCAACUGUGGACAUAAAGGGAAACCUAAGAGAAUUAUGCGCCCAGUCCCUGGGAUCUCUUAGAUUUCAAUAAAAGAGGAUUUCCCUUUCCAUUUCCCCUCCUGAAAUGGAACAGGGCAGAUAUGAGAAAGAUUCUACAGUUUUGAUUUCAUCUAAUGACUUAGUUGCUUUUCUAUGAACCGGCGCAAGUCUAUUCACCAAAUGUUUUCAGGAGAUCUUCCUUUCAGGAGAUCUUCUUUUGUUCUGCCUUACCUUACACAUAACUUGUGUAAGAGAAUCCAGAAUGGUUACUACACAAACAUUGGACUGUAUUUAUUUAGCCAACAGGCUCAUACUUUGUAGCAUUACCAAUGACAUUACAAAGCUUGUGUAUUUGACAGUGAGAUUAUUACUGAAGGGACAAUGAAUGUUAUCACGUAAAGAGAACUGGGAACAGAGAACUGCGGCUUAGUUGCCCAAAUGAAUGUGUGCUUAAAAUCGGGGUGGGGGGGAGGCUUGUAAUCUUUUUACCUUCUGCAUAUGAAAAAGAAGGUUCCUGAAGAGAGAGAGACCUUGAAAGAUAAUGGGAAAUUUGAAUAUAUUUAAGGGCAUCUCCUUGGGCUAGGAUUCACACCAUUGCGUUUCUGCCGUAGCACAGUCGCUAAGGCAGAAGCACAGUCACACUCUCCAGGUGCACAGAAUCCUAGUGGUGCAGUAAUCUGGGGAUCUGAGGAAGCGAUCAGGAUGUUGCCGGGGGAAAUGCGGAAAAAAGAUGGGUCUUUUUAUGGUACAGGUUGAUUUCCUGUGGGUUUUGUUACGGGGGAUGGAGGAGGACUGGGGAGAACUCCAGUGCAGGCUCAGAGGUUAGGUGAUUGUGUGCCUCUGUACUCCAUGUCAUGCCUGUUAAUAAGUUCAGCUAAUCUUUGAAGUCUCUCUCCUUUUCUGGACUGGUUCUUUCCAGUCCCACCUUAACCUGGUCACUCAGAAGCCUGCUUCUCAGCUCCCCCCCCCCUUGAGCCAGCUAUUUUUAACUAAUUCUGAUUGUUUUCAGAACUCAUGAGCCAUUCUUGGCUAAUGUCUGAGCUGGUAGCAGAACUCCAAGUCUACAUGUCCCCGUGUUCUGUGUGGUGGGACAUUCAGGAGUAGCAGCGGCUCUGUCCAGCUGAGGUGCUCUCAAUAUGUCAAAUUCAAGUCCUUUGUAUUUUAUUAUUUUGCUUGUGGUUCAGAGCAAGUUAACUUUGGGUUUUUUAAAAGGGACAGGGUCGUUCAUAAUGAAAAUAAUUAAAGAAA